Molecule: messenger RNA, 1134 nt
Organism: Ogataea parapolymorpha DL-1
Lineage: Eukaryota; Fungi; Ascomycota; Pichiomycetes; Pichiales; Pichiaceae
Exons: 1
Coding region: 1-1134 (377 amino acids)
Source: RefSeq, a predicted model, not a curated record
AUGGAGUGGACGCGCGAGCAGACACUGUAUCUUCUAAAUCUAAUAUGCUACCACAAACCGCUUGGCGAGGAGCGGGAGGCGAGCUAUACAACGAUUAUUAAGCUUUUGGGCGAGAAGUUUCCCCAAUUCAGUGUCACCAAGAGCGAUGUGACGCGGCAGCUAAACAAGUACUAUAAUUUGAAGGGACUAGAGAAAUUGGACGAGGACGAGACCGACGAGGAGGCGGGCGAGGAAGAAAAGCGCGAGGAUUCGUUGGCGUCGCGGACAAGACGGAAGUCCAAGGACGAGUCGAGGGCGAAGGAGGUGCAGGUAAAGAGCGAGGAGCCUGAGAGCGGCAAGGAGACGCCCGAGACGCCGGCUACUCGUCGACGCACGCGACGCAACAAGGCGGAGACGGCGGCAGAGCCGGAGGAGGAGGCUGAGGCGAAGGAGGGCGUGAGAACGCGGCGUCGUGUGGCGAUGGAGCCGGCCGAGGCGAGCGACGACGAAAAGGACAAGCAGAAGGAGGCCGAGCCCGAAAAGACGCCGAAAAGACGGGUUUCACGCAAGCCACGGACCGACGAGGAGAGUGAGAGCGAGGAGAAGGAGAAGGCGCCGCAGAGCGGGCGUAAGAAACGGGUGAAGCUAAAGGAGGAGGCGGCCGAGACAGAGGAGACAAUGGGUGUACAGAGCAGCAGCGACGAGGAGGAGAAAAAGGGCACGCAAACGCGUCGCAAGAGCGUGCGAGAGGAGAAGAAGCCGCGCACACGCACGACGAGACGGAACCUAAAGAAGGAGAUCGAGCAGGAGGCAGAUAACGAUGCAGAGGAGGACGAGAAGCCGGACGAAAACGAGGGGCCCGAGGUGCAGGACGACAUUGACGACGAGGAGAGUGGCGAGGACGAGGAAUUGGACGAAGAGGACGAGGAGAAGGACGAGACCGGCGGCGAGAAGGUGCCUGCGAAACGGGCUCUGCACGCGACGCCGGCGCCGCGCAAGCAGCGCAAGACGCCGGUUUCGAAGAGCGUGCCGCGCAACUUCAAACCCAAGGACACGCCAGUGAAGGCGACGCCGGGCGGGCGUGGCAGAGCCCGUGGCGGGGCGUCGUCGGUUCCUUCGACGCCGUCGGUGAGACGAUCGGCGCGGAAAAAAUAA